ACCACUGGAGCCUGCACUGCACGCACUACAGUCGCACCCAGACACUGUCGUCCCGUGCAGGUGGAGACACGGCUGUUGUUGUUGUCAUGUUUUAUUCUGGAAUCGCUAAAUAAGGGGGCGAGAUAGCUGCGGAGAGAAGUGCGUUGCGCUCGCAAGUACAGGCCAGCCUGUUUUUCUGCGCGAUCCUUACAUCAUCUCUUUAUUGGCGAGAGAGAGAGAGAGAGAGAGACAGACAGAGACCCAGAGAGGGAGAGAGAGGGGAGAGAGAGUCCGUGCAGCCAGGCUCCUCUUCGCCAGUCCUCAACUGAGAAGCGAGUCUGACGGAUCGGCUGGCUUUACCACCACUCCGCUGUUUUUGUUCCCUGAGUGUCUCCUCUGCCUCUCCCGUUCUGCUGCGUCCACACCGGCCGUGAAGAUGCAGCGGCACCGUCCUGCCCAGGGAUUGACGUUGUUUUUGCCGGUCGUUUUGUGGAUUUUCAGUCUUGUCAGCAGUGUGCACGGAGCUUUGCCAACAACCCAGAAGUGUGAUGAGGCUCUCGCCUCUCCUUUGCCUCACACUUCCUUCACCAGCUCAUCUGUCUUCUCCAAUGGAUAUGCACCUGGAUAUGCCAAGCUCAACAGGAGAGGAGGUGCUGGUGGAUGGUCGCCUUUGGACAGUGACCAUUACCAAUGGCUACAAGUGGACCUGGGUUCCAGAAAGCAGGUGAGCGCCAUAGCGACGCAAGGUCGCUACAGCAGCUCUGAUUGGACAACGCGGUACCGUCUCCUCUACAGCGACACAGGAAGGAACUGGAAACCGUACCACCAAGAUGGCAACAUCUGGGCCUUCUCUGGGAACUCCAACUCGGAGAGCGCAGUUCGCCAUGAGCUGCAGCAGGGAAUCGUGGCUCGCUUCCUGAGGCUCGUCCCGCUGGACUGGAGCGAGGAGGGACGGAUUGGACUGCGCAUUGAAGUCUAUGGCUGCUCUUAUUGGGCAGGCGUGAUCAACUUUGACGGCCAGGGUGUAAUCUCUUAUCGUUUUAAGGUGAAGAAGAUGAAGAUCAUUAAGGAUGUGAUUGCACUGAGGUUCAAGACGUCAGAGAGCGAGGGUGUGAUUCUCCACGGUGAAGGCCAGCAGGGAGACUACAUCACCCUGGAGCUUCGCAAGGCAAAGCUGCUGCUGCAGAUAAACCUGGGCAGUAAUCAGUAUGGCUCCAUCCUGGGUCAUACCUCUGUGACCACCGGCAGCCUGCUGGAUGACAAUCACUGGCACUCCGUGGUGAUCGAGCGCUAUCGUCGUAAUGUCAACUUCAGCUUGGACAGACACACUCAGCACUUCAGGACGAACGGAGAGUUUGACCACCUGGAUUUGGACUAUGAGCUGAGCUUUGGGGGGAUGCCAUACAGUGGGAAGCCACUGGGAGGAGGGAGGAAGAACUUUAAGGGCUGCAUGGAGAGCAUCAACUACAACGGAGACAACAUUACAGACCUGGCCCGCCGAAAGAAACUAGACACCUCAAGCUUUCGCAACCUGUCCUUCUCCUGUGUGGAGACCCACACCUUCCCGGUCUUUUUUAAUGCCACCAGCUUCCUGCAGCUGCCGGGCCGAGCCAAUCACAACACAAUAUCUGUGAGCUUCCAGUUUCGCACGUGGAACCCCGACGGGCUGCUUCUCUUCAGUAAUCUUGAUGAUGGCACACUGGAAAUCUCCCUCGAAGACAGCAAGGUUGUAGUUCAUAUCAAUGUAACGAAGGCGACCAGCAACAACCGGGUGGACCUAUCGAUAGGUUCGGGCCUUAACGACGGCCAGUGGCACGCCGUACGUUUGGUUGCCAAGGAGAACUUUGCCAUGUUGACGAUAGAUGGCGAGGAGGCGUCUGCUGUGCGCUCCACCUCCCCUCUCACCGUCAACACUGGAGGAACCUAUCACCUGGGAGGGUAUUUUCUCCAGACGCUGUUCCCACCCUCCCAGCGCUCCUUCCAGGGCUGCAUGCAGGCAAUCUUGGUGGACGACCAACCAGCUGAUUUGCAUGCGGUAGAAAAAGGCACAACGGGAGCUUUUGAGAACGUCAGCCUAGACAUGUGUGCAAUCAUAGACAGGUGCAUGCCUAAUCACUGUGAACAUGGCGGCCGGUGUAAACAGACGUGGGACAGUUUCAGCUGUACCUGCGAUGGAACAGGAUACACUGGAGCCACCUGCCACACUUCUAUCUACGAGCCAUCAUGUGAGGCCUAUAAGCACCUGGGCAAGUCAUCGGACACCUACUGGAUCGAUCCUGAUGGCAGCGGACCCCUUGGCCCCUUCAAAGUGAACUGCAACAUGACAGAGGACAAAGUGUGGACAACAGUUAUGAACAACCUGCCACCCAAAACCGUAGUGACUGGCUCCAGCAGAGAGAGACGCACCGUUUUGCAGGUUAACUACAGUGCCUCUAUGGACCAGGUGACAGCCAUCACCACCAGUGCAGAAUACUGUGAGCAGCAAAUCGCCUACAGCUGUCGCAUGUCCAGACUGCUCAACACUCCAGAUGGGACCCCCUACACUUGGUGGGUAGGCCGGGCCAGCGAGAAGCACUUCUACUGGGGGGGCUCGGGACCUGGCAUCCAGAAAUGUGCCUGUGGCAUCGACAGGAACUGCACUGACCCCAAGUAUGACUGCAACUGUGACGCAGACCACAAACAAUGGAGAGAAGAUUCUGGUCUCUUGGUAUAUAAAGAGCACCUGCCAGUCAGCCAGGUUGCUGUGGGCGACACCAAUAGACCCGGUUCUGAGGCCAAACUGACUGUUGGACCUCUACGUUGCCAAGGAGAUAACAACUACUGGAACGCUGCAUCAUUCACUACCCCAUCAUCCUACCUGCACUUUGCCACCUUCCAAGGAGAGACCAGCGCUGACAUCUCCUUCUAUUUCAAGACCAGUGCACCCUACGGCGUCUUUCUGGAAAACCUGGGCAACACUGACUUCAUUCGCUUGGAGCUCAAAUCCCCUCAAGUCGUCUCCUUCUCCUUUGACGUCGGAAACGGACCCGCGGAGUUAACGGUGCAUUCGGCCUCACCCCUCAAUGACGACCAGUGGCAUCGCGUGAUGGCUGAGCGAAAUGUCAAAGAGGCAGUCCUUCAGCUGGAUCAGACGUACCGGACGUCUCAGCUUGCUCCUGCACAGGGACACACACGGCUAGAGCUGUUCAGCCAGCUCUACGUGGGGAAACCAGCCUCGCUGACCUGCCAAGACAGUGCUGCAGGGGGGCAGAGGGGGUUCCUGGGCUGUAUCCGAGCUCUGCGGAUGAACGGCAUUACCCUCGACCUGGAGGAGAGGGCUAAGGUCACGCCUGGGGUCAAGCCCGGUUGCCAAGGCCACUGUACCAGUUUUGGGAUGUACUGCCGCAACGGAGGGAAGUGCGUGGAGAAGUACAACGGUUACUUGUGUGACUGCACCGCUACCGCCUACGACGGCCCGUUCUGCACCAGAGAUGUCGGGGGUUUCUUUGAGGCAGGAACGCUGGUCAAGUACAACUUCAUGCCCGAAGCAGUUGCAGGAGCCAGCAGGGACACAAAGAUCCUGACAAACCAGCUGACGCCACAUGAAGUAAAUCUAACAAAGGAGGAAGUGGCCUUUAGUUUUAGCACAUCCAAUGCUCCUGCUAUUCUGAUGUACGUCAGCUCCCAGACGCAGGACUACCUGGCGGUUGUUUUAAGGCAGAAUGGUUCACUGCAGGUGCGCUAUAACCUGGGAGGUCUGAAGGUGCCAUUUGCUAUAGACGUGGACCAGCGAAACCUGGCCAACGGACAGCCGCAUAGCAUUAACAUGUCCCGUAUCGAUAGAAGCAUCAUCAUCCAGUUGGAUCAUUACCCUCCAGUCAGCUACACCCUCCCAGACGCUUCAGACACACAGUUCAACCUGGUCAAAACGCUGUUCCUGGGCAAAGUCUUUGAAACUGGGCACGUCGACCCGGUCCUCAUCGAGCGUUACAACACCCCAGGCUUCGUCGGGUGUCUGUCGCGGGUUCAGUUCAACGGAGUGGCCCCCCUCAAGUCCGCACUGAGAACCGCUGCACAGGCCCAGGCCACACCCACAGCCGCACAGCCAGACAGACAGCCUGCAGCCACCUCGCCGGUUUCUUAUCAGGGCAAACUGGUGGAGUCCAACUGUGGGGCAUCACCUCUCACCAUCCCACCAAUGUCUGCCGCGACAGAUCCCUGGCAUCUGGACAACACAGAUGCAGAGUUCCCCUUCAAUGAAGAGAGAGUGAUUCCUGAUGGAGUCAACAGAGACUCAGCCAUCAUUGGAGGUAUCAUUGCAGUCGUGAUCUUCACCAUCUUAUGUACUCUGGUGUUCCUGAUCCGCUACAUGUUCCGUCACAAAGGCACCUACCACACCAACGAGGCCAAAGGCAGCGGGGAGUCCGCCGGGGAGUCGGCGGACACGGCCAUCAUUGGCACCGACAACCCAGAAACCAUCGACGAAUCAAAGAAGGAGUGGUUCAUCUAACAGCCAACGACGGGACUUGGACAGAGGAAGUGAUUCGUCAGACCACUGGUUGCCACAGAGAUGAAGGAGGUUUAAGUCAGUGACCCAUCACAGGAGAGAUGAAGGAAUUCAAUAGGACAACAAUCUCCCACAGAGGGCGGGGAUGCGGGAAAGACGUGUACAGAAAUCCUUUUUGUUUGUUUGUUUUGAGGUUUUUUUUAUAUAUCCAGAAUAUUAGAAAGAGAGGAGGGACAGAUAGCAGCAGAGCACAGCUGUAAGAGACUGUACAUGUAUAUACUAACCGGCUUGUCCUUCUUUGUAUUGUGCUUGGGAGUUUUCAGGAGUCCUUUGAAUACUGUAUAUGACAAAUAAUUAUACUUACUGGGUCGUGUGAUAGCACAGAUUUAUUGCCAGUCUCUGUUGCAUUUUGAUUUUAUUUUUUAACAAAAAUCUCAUAUCAAAAAUGGUCAAAUCAACAUGCCAAACCUGUUUUUGUUUUUUUUUUCUUAAUUUAUCAGGCUGCGGUUACACCAGUCUGUCAGUGACAUGCCGCCCACAGUACAUUGUGGUAAUGUAGAGUUGAAUAUGGAUGCCACAAGUCACUUUGUAAAUACAGUAUUUUGUGUUUUGGGUUUUGUUUUGUUUUUUUUGUCAGAAGAUUUAUUCAGAGUCCAGUACAUACAGUAAAUACUAAUGAGAAAUUUCAGAUCUAUAUUAAAAUAAUAUCGUGCAUCUGUCCAUUACAUUAUAUAUGUAUCAGAUAUAGAGUUUUAUGUUUAAAUCAUAUGACAUUCGAUUGUAUGGGAUGUUCCUUUCUGAGGAAGGGCAGAGAGGGGUUUCUCAGAGCAUGAUGGGAAAUCAUGACACUCCACAGUUGGUUUAGCUCAGCAGCUCUCUUUUCAUUUGGAAUUGGUGGAACUGGGAGCCUGUACUCAUUCAGACUUGUCAGUUUGUUUUCUUUGCCAAACACUUGAGUCUUACGUCAUUUACAGAUCAGCUCUGAUGAUUUGCGUUAAAUGUUUGACUUUGAGUUGAAGAAAUUUCUUAUCUUAUCUUAUCAUCUUAGACUGACGCUGUGGGUUUAAAGUGCGUGCAUGCACCUGUUCGACUAUGUGUGGGUCAGAUGGAUAUGAUACGUUACACUGGACAGAACGAGUGCCAGAAAAUUAAGGCAGUCAAACGAGCUCAAACAACUUGCCUGACACUUAAUAGGUUGUAUUGAUGCGCUGAAAGUCAUGCAUUACGUGGACAAAGCAGCCCUGAAAAAAACAACACUGAUUAAUAUUUGUUAUAUUUGUUCAAGACCUGGGAGAGGUUAAGAUGAUAAUUGGCUGACUAAUCUGUUGUGCCUUCAAGGUGUUGAGCCAUGUCGCCUUGCCCCAGACUACUUAACAUAAACUGACCACAGAAACUUGACUGCUGCUUGAAUUCUCAUCAGUUUCAAGUUCAAGUUUCAGAAGUUUUUGCAUCUGCUGAAUUGAGUGGUGCUGUGUUCAAUUACCCAGCUGAAUUCAUAAUGCUAGCGUUUUUUUAAAAAAUCCAGCAAAUUUCUCUCAAACCCUAAAAGAGUCUGACUUUUUGCAGCGUAGCUGUGUGGGUCCUGGUGCAGCCAGAGCAGCCACACUGAUAUACAGGAGAGCUGCAUGCAACACAGUACACACCUAAGCUCUGUGAUGCACAUGCACCCACAAACAUGCAUGUCUGAUAGAGCAUGAGUCAAGGUUGUUCGUGCAGCUAAUAAGAGCAACACGUUCAGGAUGAGGAGGCUGCUGCUUUGUCAACAUUGAAUUCACUCUAACAGUGCCACUAUUGUCCAACAUGCAUUCAGAAGCUGUGCAAUGUAUAUUUCUAACCGUGUUGUUUUUCCCCAUCACUGGCGGAUAUGUUUACCUUACCGUAGCAUUUACAGGACAGUGUGUUCCAGUUGAAACCAGCUGCCAACUUUGUUAUUUCGUUGUGAAUUUGCUUUUUCUGUGUGCGUCUGUCUGGAGAAACUGUUGCCAUGUCAUCCCGUCACAUGACUGGUUUUUGUACAUCAUCGUCGCCUCAUGGUUGAGUGCUGACGGUAGAUCACAGCAUCAGAAACAUUCGGACAGCUGGUGAACUCAGCCUGCCUUCUACUGCGGCCUCAAAGGAGACUUUCUCUGUCCACACCUCACAUCCAUGACGGCAAACGAGUGACUGUAUCCUUUUUUUUUAUAUAGUUAUAUUACUCAGACUAUUACACAUAAACACGCAUACACAUCCUUGAUAUGUGGUUUAAACUUGAUGACGAUGGUAAUGGAUUAUCAGCUCCGACGGGCAACAACAUAACCCACGUGUUUUUCUUUCGGUUCUAUUGAGUUCAAUAAAGAGUGUUUGAUCUUUCAUGUCAGGCUUUUUCUGUG
Scatophagus argus is the source of this 6834-nucleotide messenger RNA. RefSeq names its product contactin associated protein 2a (gene cntnap2a). The transcript is spliced from 27 exons. Bases 416 to 4468 code for a protein of 1350 amino acids. The record is from RefSeq and is a predicted model, not a curated record. NCBI's taxonomy places the organism in Eukaryota, Metazoa, Chordata, Actinopteri, Scatophagidae.